This is a messenger RNA of Nothoprocta perdicaria, 1299 nucleotides long. RefSeq names its product histamine H3 receptor-like. The record is from RefSeq and is a predicted model, not a curated record. Gene Ontology annotation, biological process: adenylate cyclase-activating adrenergic receptor signaling pathway. The transcript is spliced from 3 exons. Lineage: Eukaryota; Metazoa; Chordata; Aves; Tinamiformes; Tinamidae. Gene Ontology annotation, molecular function: histamine receptor activity. Bases 1 to 1299 code for a protein of 432 amino acids. Gene Ontology annotation, cellular component: membrane.
AUGGGCCAGGACGGGCCGUGGCUCAACGAGUCCGGCAGCCCGCGGGCGGCGGGCAGCCCGUGCGCUGCGGCCGGGCCCUUCUCGGUGGGCGCCGCGGCGCUGCUGGCGGCGCUCAUGGGGCUGCUGGUGCUGGCCACAGUGCUGGGCAAUGCCCUGGUGGUGCUGGCGUUCGCGGUGGAGCGGAGUCUCCGCACGCAGGGCAACUUCUUCUUCCUGAACCUGGCCCUCGCCGACCUGCUGGUGGGCGGCUUCUGCAUCCCGCUCUACAUCCCCUACGUGCUGACGGGAGAGUGGAGGCUCGGCCGGGGCCUCUGCAAGCUGUGGCUCGUGGUGGACUACCUGGUGUGCACCGCCUCCGUCUUCAACAUCGUCCUCAUCAGCUUUGACCGCUUCGUCUCGGUCACCAGGGCGGUGAAUUACAGGGCUCAGAAAGGGAUGACCAGAAGUGCAAUAUUGAAGAUGGUCACUGUAUGGAUUGCUGCUUUUCUUCUCUAUGGUCCAGCCAUCCUCAGCUGGGAGCACAUUGCCCAAAAAAGCAUCCUCCCUGAAGGAGAAUGUCAUGCAGAGUUUUUCUAUAACUGGUAUUUCUUAAUGAUCGCAUCUACUAUUGAAUUCUUCACACCUUUCGUUACUGUUACGUACUUUAAUGUAAGUAUCUACCUCAACAUCAGGAAGCGCACCUCCUUCAGAAGUGAGAAUCUACCACCUGGUCAAGACGACUGUGAAGUGAAUUUCCAGGGGAAGAAAAGGGAACAUAACAUAUUUUUUGUAAAAUCUGCUAACACACACAAACAUGAAGAGAGAGCAAACAGCCUUUCUCUCCCUAAACCCCAGGCUUUGAAGUUUAGCCUGCAUAAGCUUGGUAGCAAGUCAUUAAAUACAAAUGUCAGUCAAGACCUUCCAGCACUUCAGGUGGAUGUCAAGCCCAAACCACGCAGAAACACUUUAUUCAAAACCAGAGAAAGUACAUGCAACACCAUGAGCAGAGGGGACACUGCCAACAUUAUGACAAAUAAAUUUAGACUUUCCCGGGAUAAAAGAGUUGCAAAGUCAUUAGCAAUUAUUGUUUGUGUGUUUGGUGUGUGCUGGGCUCCAUAUACACUCCUGAUGAUCAUUAGAGCAGCUUGCCAUGGGCAGUGUGUACACUACUCACUUUAUGAGGCUUCAUUUUGGCUCCUGUGGGUGAAUUCAGCCAUUAAUCCUGUUCUGUAUCCACUGUGCCACAUUAGCUUUAGAAGCGCUUUUAUAAAACUCCUGUGUCCAGGAAAAGCCAAAAUUCAUCCUCAUGUUUUGAUGUAA